AUGGCCGUCUCAGACCUUGGAGCUGUCUUGGAUUUCUUUAAGAAGAAUAGAUUCUCUGAUGCGGAAUCCGCUCUCAGAGAUGAUAUCGUCGAGAGACGAGACUUGAGUUCUUUUGAUUUCGAGAGAGGUCUAACAAAUCCAUAUGCUGUUUGGCCUGAAGUUGGACUUAAAUCGGAAGCUUCAUCCGAUAGACUCUCUGAAUUCGGUACUGCCCGUGAUUACUAUGUGGCUGAUAUUCUAUAUGAUACCUAUUGGUACAGCGAGAAAGAUGGGGGCUACCAUAAAAAUUCCUCCUUCAGAGGGCAGGACUUCUUUAGUUAUCCAAGUGAGAACAAGUUCGUUACUACUUCAGAGUCAGAGAAGCAUCGUGAUAGACUGUUCGGCCUAGAUUUUGCAGCAGAAGGAUUUCAUUCGGUGACUAGUAUCAAUCGCUUAGACAAUGCGUGCCUUAAUGAUGCACCCAUGGACAAUGGUGUUCCAGUUACUGAGAGUUACCAAUGGAAUGAGAAUGUCCAACAGGAUCAUGUAGUUGAAGCAGGAUUCGAGGAUCGGACUGAUUGUUUGGGAGAAAAGGGCUAUUUUCAUGGGGACUGUGAGGAUUAUAACCAGAUGAAGAGCUUGAAAGAUCCUGAGCUGAAAGCUAUUCAUUUAACGCUUGCACCUGAAUGCACUUUUGAUCGUGAUUCUGAUUCAAACCGCAAAAUCAAUGGAAGUUCCAAUCAUUCUAUACGUAAGUGUUCUACAGAUAAUAUGGAUGUGAAGUUUUGUAAAGAUGCCAACUUACAGCUUCAAGCUUCAGAAAAUGCAUGUCAACCGUAUGGAGACAAUCUUUAUGUGAUAGGAGAUGGCAGAAAAAUGAUUGAUGCGAGUGAUGAAUCCGGAAUUGCAGGGGAUGGUGAGGAUUGUGCUACUCCAAAUGAGCAUCCAGACUUUGAUGUUGACAAGGAUGAAUAUGAGUUAUUUGACCUAAGAAUUGUACAUAGGAAAAACAGGACUGGAUUUGAAGUAAGCAAAGAUCUGCCAAUUGUUCUGAAUACCAUCGUAGCUGGCAGAUACUAUGUCACAGAAUACCUUGGUUCUGCUGCUUUCAGCAAAGUUGUUCAAGCACAUGACCUCCACACUCGGGUGGAUGUUUGUUUGAAAAUAAUAAAAAAUGAUAAGGAUUUUUUUUACCAAAGUUUGGAUGAGAUCAAGAUUCUGAAGUUUGUGAACAAGCAUGACCCUCCGGAUUAACACCACAUCUUACGCCUGUAUGACUAUUUCUAUCAUCAGGAGCAUCUAUUCAUCCUUUGCGAGCUCCUACGAGCAAAUCUAUACGAAUUUCAGAAAUAUAAUCAGGAAACUGGCAGCGAGGUUUUUUUUACAUUGCGCAGAUUGCAGAUCAUAACUCUACAAUGUUUGGAGGCGUUAAACUACUUGCAUGGGUUGGGAAUUAUCCAUUGUGAUCUGAAUCCUGAGAAUAUUCUAAUCGAAAGUUACAGCAGAUAUGAAAUAAAGAUCAUUGAUCUUGGGAGUAGUUGCUUUCAAACAGAUAACUUAAGCUUAUAUGUACAAUCUCGAUCCUAUAGGGCUCCUGAAGUUAUCCUAGGCCACCCAUCUGAUCAGAGGAUUGACAUUUGGUCUCUUGGUUGUGUCUUGGCUGAACUAUGCUCUGGGAACAUGCUUUUUCCAAAUGAUGCACUGGUAAUAAUACUUUCUCGCAUGAUUGGGAUGCUUGGUCCUAUUGUUAUGGAAAUGCUGGUCAGGGGCAUAGUUUUUAAGGUGGUAAGGUGA
This is a messenger RNA of Macadamia integrifolia, 1773 nucleotides long. Its product is annotated as probable serine/threonine-protein kinase clkA. Gene Ontology annotation, cellular component: cytoplasm. The record is from RefSeq and is a predicted model, not a curated record. Gene Ontology annotation, biological process: peptidyl-threonine phosphorylation; peptidyl-serine phosphorylation. Gene Ontology annotation, molecular function: protein serine/threonine kinase activity; ATP binding; protein tyrosine kinase activity. The transcript is spliced from 7 exons. NCBI's taxonomy places the organism in Eukaryota, Viridiplantae, Streptophyta, Magnoliopsida, Proteales, Proteaceae.